UAUGCAAUUGACAACAGCCUUAGGGCACCCCUGGAUGAAGCUAUUGUUAAUCUAAGGGACCACAUCACCAAGGUUGCUAAGCUAGAGAAGUACUUGGAGGAAAGAUUCCCCAUAAAGUGGCUUCACUUUUGGCAUGAGAUUGAGCAGUUGCGCAAUAACCAAAUGCACUCAAUUAGCUUCACAGAGGUAAAAGAUCUAGCUGCAAAGUGUGGUAUCAUCAAAAGAAAACUAGUGUUUACUUCAUUGCAUUUAUAUCAUGACCUUGGAAACAUUGUCUAUUAUGGUAAACUUGAUACACCAGACAGCCUCCUCAAUGAUAUAAUCAUACUCAAUCCGCAGUGGUUGAUAUUGGUCUUCAGCAAAGUGUUUACAGUCAAUGCUUUCUCAAACAAAUAUUCCCAUUUGGAAAGUUCGUUGGAAAGACUUCAUGAGCAUGGAAUCUUGGAAGAGAGGCUACUCAGACACAUGUGGCAUAAAUUUCUCGAUCAGUUUGAAUUCUUGUCAGAGCUAAUGCAGAAGUUUGACUUGCUGUGUUUGAAAACUUGUUUGAAAACUGAAUCUGAUGAGAUGCCAGCUGAUGUUGUCCAAUCAACCGAGGAAGGCAUCCGGCUCUUUUAUGUACCAUCCCUGCUAAAGAAGCAAGAUGAUGAAACGGUGUGCAAAGAUCAGCCGGUGGAAUCUAAGUCAAUGGUCAUCCUGUACAUUGACUUCAAUGGGUUCCUACCUGAAGGCAUAUUCUACCGACUUGUUGUGAGGCUUGUGCAAUGGUCACAGAAUAAGAAAGGCUAUGAGCCAAGGCUCUUUUACCAACGGGCCAUCCUUUUUGUAGAUGAAAGUCAUGAAAUGAUUGUGAGGAUUCUGCCCGAAAAAAGUUCUUGCAUUGAG
Molecule: messenger RNA, 885 nt
Organism: Anneissia japonica
Lineage: Eukaryota; Metazoa; Echinodermata; Crinoidea; Comatulida; Comatulidae
Exons: 4
Source: RefSeq, a predicted model, not a curated record